CGCGAAGCCCUUGAAGUCCAACAAGUCGCAACGAUUGCGCUAAUCUGCGCAUUUAAUAGGCGGUAGAUAGAUUUGCCUGUAUAGCCAGCGGCACAGCAGCAACUCCAUAUCACGCUCUUAUUUCUGCCUCCAUUAAUUGUCCCACCCUUCCUUGAAUAAGUCACAUUUCAUACCCAUGGCAUGGCUGUCUACAUUGUCCUGCCAACCCUCGACGAGCUCGCUCGAAUCGUUGGAAAUGACCCCACCCCCAAAGACUCAGUGAAGGCAAUGAAACGGCCUCUGGGAUACUCAACUACUACUUCCCGACGCCGGACGUGCCGAUUCCCUGGGCAUCAUGCACUUGCCCACCUAAAACCUACUAGUUAUGAUGAUGAUGAUGAUGACGGUGCUAUAAGCACCUCGUUGGCGCAACUUGAGAGUACCGCUUGAGUAUGCCAAUACUAACUCGCCCGCGGCUUGCUGGGCGAUUCGAUUCAAAGGCUGAUCUUCAGGUUUUUACACAUAUACCAAGCCUGCACGACUUGUCCCGUGGAGCUAUACCUGUAUUGCUGUAAUCAAUGGAUUUGGUGAUAUUGGCUGUGUGGUGUCUCAAAAACCGAUGUGAACCAUAUUCCCACAGCAGAACAGCAGAACAGCACGAUGCACAAGGCAAUGCGUGCCUGCUCAGGGCCGGAGCAAUUAGAAUUUCAAUAUAGAUGGCUCCGUUCACAGCGGCCUCGAGCACCCCUGCAGCUGAUUAUGCGGCAUUCCGAACCUGACCUCCGAUGUCUGCUUGCUCAUGGGCUUCUUCAC
Messenger RNA from Blastomyces dermatitidis ER-3, 792 nucleotides. RefSeq lists its product as uncharacterized. The record is from RefSeq and is a predicted model, not a curated record. NCBI's taxonomy places the organism in Eukaryota, Fungi, Ascomycota, Eurotiomycetes, Onygenales, Ajellomycetaceae. The transcript is spliced from 2 exons. The coding region runs from base 181 to 429 and encodes 82 amino acids.